Messenger RNA from Elgaria multicarinata webbii, 1471 nucleotides. It is a transcript of the gene CXCR5, whose product is annotated as C-X-C motif chemokine receptor 5. The transcript is spliced from 2 exons. Gene Ontology annotation, molecular function: C-X-C chemokine receptor activity; C-C chemokine receptor activity; C-C chemokine binding. The coding region runs from base 1 to 1365 and encodes 454 amino acids. The record is from RefSeq and is a predicted model, not a curated record. Lineage: Eukaryota; Metazoa; Chordata; Lepidosauria; Squamata; Anguidae. Gene Ontology annotation, cellular component: external side of plasma membrane; membrane. Gene Ontology annotation, biological process: positive regulation of cytosolic calcium ion concentration; cell chemotaxis; B cell activation.
AUGGCAGGGAGGGUGCCCAGGGCGGCGGUGGAGGGAAGGGGGGCGUGUGGGUCCCCAGGUGUGCCCAGGGCGUGGUGGCCGGCUGCUGCCUCUGCCGAGGGCAGCCUCCUCUUCCCGCCUUCUCGGAGCGCCUGCCUUCAGGUGCCUUUGGGUGCUGGGAGCUGCACUGCAGGGCUAAGGGGCCUUCAGCCGGAUGAUUACAACUCAUCAGAAACCGACGGAAACUCGAGCGAUUAUUUCGACGAGUACCUGUGCCCUGAGAGCGUCUCUCACCCUUUCAGGAGGGUCCUGGUCCCCUUCGUCCACCUGCUGAUAUUCCUGCUGGGUGGUUUGGGCAACUUACUGGUGAUCGUGAUCCUGUGGCGCUACAGGCGCUCGCGCACCUCCACCGAGCUCUUCCUCUUCCACCUGGCCUUGGCGAACCUUCUGCUCGUCCUCACCUUCCCCUUUGGGGCGGUGGAGAUCCUAGUUGGCUGGGUCUUUGGCACGUUCCUCUGCAAAGCGCUCAGCGCCGCCAACAGGGUCAACUUCUACAGCAGCAGCCUGCUGCUGAGCUGCAUCAGCGUGGACCGCUACCUGGCCGUGGUGUAUGCCCUGCAGACCUUCCAGAAGCGGCGGGCGCUGUCGGUCCACUUGGCGUGCCUGGCCAUCUGGCUCCUCUCCCUCCUGCUGACAAUGCCCGACCUGCUCUUCACAGAGGUCUGGGCGGUGGGCGACAACCUCAGCAUGUGCUACUUCAAGGAGUACGGGGCAGGCGGCGCCAACGCCCACCUGGCAACGCGCUUCCUGAACCACAUCGUGGGCUUCUUCCUGCCCUCCGGGGUCAUGUGCUAUUGCUAUGCAGCCAUCGUGAGGGUCCUCUGCCGGUCCCAGCGGCUGCAGCGGCAGAAAGCGGUCAAGGUGGCCAUCCUGGUCACAAGCGUCUUCCUGCUCUGCUGGACCCCUUACAACGUGGCCGUCUUCUUGGACACCCUCAGCAAACUGGAGGCUCGGGGCUGUGCCGUGGAGGACGGGCUGAGCAUUGCCAUCACGGUGACGGAGCUGGUGGCCUUCAGCCACUGCUGCCUCAACCCCCUUCUCUACGCUUUUGUGGGCAUCCGAUUCCGCCAUGACGCUUGCCGGCUGCUGCACGACCUGGGCUGCCUGAGCCAAAGCACCCUGCAGGAAAUCCUGGGCACGUGCCGGACCGAGAGCACCACUGAGACCAACGUCACGGCCACGCGACACUCCACCUCCCCGUGCGCCAUGAACCCCUUUCCUACGCCUUCAGGCUUGCCUGGUCCCUCGUCCCCUCCCCCAGCCCUGAAUGGCCAAAGGGCUCAGAGGAGAAGCAUGGGGCUCAGCUUGGGCCAAGGCAGAGACUAAGCCCAGCCAGGGUCUACUGGCCAAAGACCAAAGAGUGGACCGGCAGACCCUCGCUUCUGAAGCCAGGCGCCUUUUUCUUGGAAGCCUGUGCGUGACUUUUGCUCCC